Otolemur garnettii (small-eared galago) is the source of this 2928-nucleotide messenger RNA. It is a transcript of the gene SH3BP5L, whose product is annotated as SH3 binding domain protein 5 like. Bases 471 to 1649 code for a protein of 392 amino acids. Gene Ontology annotation, molecular function: protein kinase inhibitor activity. The transcript has 7 exons. The record is from RefSeq and is a predicted model, not a curated record. Gene Ontology annotation, cellular component: cytoplasm. Lineage: Eukaryota; Metazoa; Chordata; Mammalia; Primates; Galagidae. Gene Ontology annotation, biological process: negative regulation of protein tyrosine kinase activity; intracellular signal transduction.
CAGAGAGGGAGGGGGAAGAUUGUUUGCAGCCUAGGAGCUCCGCGCCCGCGAAGGGAGACUGAGCUUCCAGAAAGACACUGCCUCGCAGCCUCUGCUCGGGCCCAGCUUUUUCUCCCCAGCUGCUACCACAUCCCUCCUGAAUGGUGCUCCUCUUUACCCGCUUUGGCCCCGAAUCCAGGCCUCCUUUGCCCUCUGCCUCGGAGCUCUUGCUCCUGGUCUCCCAGUGGAUUCCUCGUGGUGGGCAGGGAAGAACUUUGGCACAGACAAAUCUUUAGCUCUAGGAAGCCCACUGACAACUUUCUCCACCUCUGACUGCGGUGCAAUUCUCCCUGUACCCCAUUUUUCUGCGUUUUGAGAAGAGAAACCCUUCUUGGCAUCCAGAGUGAGCCCCAGAAGCCCCCAAGCUGGGGCCCUGGUCCCAGCAUGUCAGUCCUCUCUUGUGCAUAGGGCUCUGCCCGCUCCCUGUCAACAUGGCUGAGCUCAGGCAGGUUGCAGGGGGCCGGGAGACCCCGCAGGGAGAGCUUCGGCCUGUGGUUGUAGAGGAUGAAGUUCUUAGGAGCCCAGUCGCAGAGGAGCCUGGAGGAGGUGGAAGCAGCAACAGUGAGGCCAAGUUGUCUCCAAGAGAAGAGGAAGAACUGGAUCCUAGAAUACAGGAGGAGCUGGAGCAUCUGAACCAAGCCAGCGAGGAAAUCAACCAGGUGGAGUUGCAGCUGGACGAGGCCAGGACCACCUAUCGGAGGAUCCUGCAGGAGUCAGCAAGGAAGCUCAACACGCAGGGCUCCCAUUUGGGGAGCUGCAUUGAGAAAGCCCGUCCCUACUAUGAGGCUCGGCGCCUAGCCAAGGAGGCUCAGCAGGAGACACAGAAGGCAGCGCUGCGGUAUGAGCGGGCCGUGAGCAUGCACAAUGCUGCCCGGGAGAUGGUGUUUGUGGCUGAGCAGGGAGUCAUGGCUGACAAGAACCGACUGGAUCCCACAUGGCAGGAGAUGCUCAAUCAUGCCACCUGCAAGGUGAAUGAGGCAGAAGAAGAGCGGCUUCGAGGAGAGCGGGAACAUCAGCGGGUAACACGGCUGUGCCAGCAGGCUGAGGCCCGUGUCCAAGCCCUGCAGAAGACCCUUCGGCGUGCCAUCGGCAAGAGCCGCCCCUACUUUGAGCUCAAGGCCCAGUUCAGCCAGAUCUUGGAGGAGCACAAGGCCAAGGUGACGGAACUGGAGCAGCAGGUAGCCCAGGCCAAGACCCGCUACUCAGUGGCCCUACGCAACCUGGAGCAGAUCAGCGAGCAGAUCCACGCCCGGCGCCGUGGCCUGCCUCCCCACCCCCCAGGCCCACGGCGCUCUUCCCCCGUGGGGGCUGAAGCAGGACCUGAUGACAUAGAGGAUGGGGACAGCGGUAUCGAAGGGGCCGAGGGCGGGGGCCUGGAAGAGGGAGGCAGCCUGGGGCCCAGCCUUGCCCCUGAUGCGGACACACUGAGCCUGCUGAGCCUGCGCACUGUGGCCUCUGACCUGCAGAAAUGCGACUCGGUGGAGCACCUGCGGGGCCUGUCAGAUCACGCCAGUCUGGAUGGCCGGGAGCUAGGGCCCCCAAGCAGUGGGCGCCGUGGCAGUGAUGGCGUGGUCCGUGGGGGCCGCCACCAGCGGAGCGUCAGCCUGUAGCCUGGCAGCCAUGGUGGCUGUAUUGACCGACUAUUCAGCAUGGGCCAGCUGGGGCCCCAGCUUCUCUCCCCUCCCUGGGGUCCUGUCUUCCCUGAGGUUUCUUCUCUAAUGCUUCCCUGGAAGAAGCUAGCUGUGUUGGGGCCCAGGGCUGGUUUGGCUUUCCAUUGGCCUGCCUCCCCUGUCCUGCACAGGGCAGCUGUCUCCACCUGCCCCUCUUGCUCUUGGCGCUCCUCUCCCUCUGUGGCCUCACGGUCUACAGAGUGUGGACCCUUUGCUUUCCCCUUCAUCUGAGCCCACCUCCAUCUAUCUGGCUUUUCCCCUCAGGGAACUUGAUGUAGCAGGCCCAGGGAAGCCCCCAAGAGAACAUGGGUGCUACCCUGAGUGCCCUGCCCAUGUGGAUGCACAGGUACCCCCCUGCUGGCUCCUCCCUUGCCUGGCCUCCACCCUGUUGGAGUUGACCAGCAGGCACUGUGAGCACUUGUGUGCCUCUGGAAGACACUGCCUCCCUCCCACAGUAGCUGUGACCCGAGCUAUUCUGCCGUGCGUGUCCCAAAGCAGAAUUUGCAGAAUGUGGCUGUCAGAGAAGCCCAGCUGUGCAUCAACAUUGGGGAGAUCACCAACUCAAAACCAGCUCCUGUGGGCUUGAUGUUUCCCCAGCUGGGCUGGGUCCUUGACAUUGCCUGGGUGCUACCAGGUCCCUAGCGGGGUCCUUGUUGGGAGUGAAGAUAUGAGGAGGUCCUGGAGGCCUAGGCCCUGUCACUCCCACCUCAUGCCCUUGUUUCUGUUUACUUUUUCUGGGUGGAGGGUACUAAGGUGAAUCUCAGCACCUCCUGCAGGGUCGGGUUAGGGAAUUUGGUGCUCUAUUGCUCUCCCUGCUUUUCCCAUACCACACAAUGCCUACUCUAGAGGACACCCUGUGGAGUGGCAAGCCUGGCUGCCUCUGGUGCAGGAAGGGAUUGGCUGGGGUGAGGGGUCCUGACCCCCACAGGGAUCUGUCCCUCAGCCUGGCAGUGCCCCUAGGCUAUGUGUAGGGAGACCGCACCAGGUCUGGGUGCCUUGGAAGGGUGGGUUCUUCCCUGGGAGAGCAGAGAGGUCAGAGGAGCUCACUGCUGCACUCACAGGUUCUGCUGGCACAAGGGGUGGUCACAAUGAAAGCCUCAUGGUUUGAGGUGGCCACAGAGAACAGAUGGGAGGGAGGGAGACAUGGGUGUGUGUGUGCAUGUGCUGGUGUGUGUGGGGAAAGGGCCUGCCCUGGUUUUAUUUAAAUAAAAUAGUUUAU